AUGGAUAUCCUUUAAAACCAAUUAAAAAGCAAAUUCCAAAAUGUGAUUUGCUAAUAAUGCCAUAGUUUGUUAAGCGUGUGCUUAGAUGUUUUCUGCAAAUCUCAAAGAAUAUUUUGCAAUACAUGCUUAGAACAAAAGCAAGAUUUAGAUUUAGAAAAUAAUAAAUAGACAUAAGGAUUAUUCAAACCUUAUCUUGAACAAAACUCCCAUAAAAAGCAUGAAUAAUAGGUAUUUUUCAUAGCUUAAUUGUUAGAUAUGUAGAAGAAGGAAACAAUAAAAUUCUAAUCACACUAGCUAGAUGAAACUCCAGUUAUUUAAUAGUAAAAGGAAAUUUACUUAAAUCUGAUGAAUGAAAUUGAUAAUUUUGAAAAAUAAGUUUCUCACGAAUUAAAGUUAGUAAGGUCGAACAUAAAUGAAAAGUACAACUUAAUUAGCUCUUCUUUUGAUUAGUAUGUUUAAAUUGAUAUAGAUCAAAUAAAAAAUAUCUUGCUGCAGUAUAGAGAGGAGUAUUAAGUUGCAUUUGAGCAAAAGGUUUAAGAAUAUGUCAAAAAUCUCAUGCACCCUAUUCAUCUUAACUUUGCAGUAUUUAAGAGCAAUUUAGAUAAUGUAAAGGAGACAGCAUUGAAUCACAUUAAAACUAUUGCAAAUUAAGUAAAGCUGUAAAAUAAAGUAGAUGUUAUUGAUUUGUUGGAAGAAAAAUGGAAUAGCUCUAUUCACGAUAUGACAUGCUACAAAAACUGCUUUGUCCUUAGCGGUGAAGCCCUUAGAUUAUACACACCCAGUAGCAAUAUAAAUAAAUUGUAAAAGUCAUUUGAUUUUAAUAUCAAUGAUACCAUUCGUUGUGUUUAAGUAAGCAGAGACGGAUCCAUUUUAGCUGCAGGUGGAAAUGGAAAGUUAAUUCUAUUUAAUACAGAAAAUAUGUAAAUAAUUUUUAAUCAAGUAAACAGCGCUUCUUCUAUCUAAUACUAUUCAGUAGACAUUUCACCUGAUAAUAAAUUCUUUGCCUUUAGUGUUAAGAAUAAAAAAACAAGCAAUCAAGUUUUCAUAUUUGAUAUCUCUAAUGUUCACUCUGAUCCAAAGUUCAAGUAAGUGCUAGUAGAUCACAACAGUUUAAUUUUAACCACUAAAUUUACUAACGACGGUAAAUUCUUAGUUUCAUCUGGGUGUGAUUACAAGAUAAUAAUAUAUGCAUUCGAUGAAUAAGCAAAAGAAUUUAAAAAGGUUCAAGUUUUGAGAGAUAAUGAUGAUAUAGUCAACGAAGUAUCUCUAAGCUAAGAUUCUAAAACUCUGGUUAGUGUUUCAAGUGAUGGAAAGUGCUUUAUUUACUAAAGAAGAGACGAUGAAGCUUAAAAACAAGAAGAAGAUGAAGAAAUUUUAAAGAAAAUUUAAAUGUAAAAAGAUUUAGAAAGACUUAAUUAAGUUCAGUACACAAAUACGAUUGAAGAAGAAAAACAAUAAGAUCUUCAAUAAAAUUAAAUUUCAAAUAAUUUAUUAAUGAAUAAAAUUCACUCAAAUCCAUUCUUAGCUUAAUCACUGAUUGAAGAUAAAAACUACAUUAAAUACAGACAUGAAAAUAACAAAGCUUAAGUAGAAUAGGCUAUUUAGAAGUCUAAGGAUGAAAACAUUGUCUAUGAAAAUUUUGAAGAUAUAUUUGAGUUAAAGGGUUGCUUCUAAAUGGUUGGUAAAAAAUCAAUAAGUAGCGUUGACAUCAAUAAAUCUGGAAAUUUUAUGGCACUAAGCACUGGAGAAGAUGUUCUUCUAUACGACAUUUCUUAGAAGAGUAAUCCUCGUCUUCUUAGCUGUAUAACAAGCCAAUCAAUAGCUGUCAUAAAUAAAGUUAAAUUUUCUUAAUAUGAAAAUUCAAUAUACACUUGCGAUUAAUCAGGAAAUUUCUACAAUUUUAAGUUUUGA
Tetrahymena thermophila SB210 is the source of this 1911-nucleotide messenger RNA. Its product is annotated as cyclic nucleotide-binding domain protein. Gene Ontology annotation, cellular component: Cdc73/Paf1 complex. The record is from RefSeq and is a predicted model, not a curated record. Gene Ontology annotation, molecular function: protein binding. NCBI's taxonomy places the organism in Eukaryota, Ciliophora, Oligohymenophorea, Hymenostomatida, Tetrahymenidae. The transcript is spliced from 2 exons.